CCGGCUGCCGGCCGCCUACUUUGAAGACCCAGGCAUCCUGGCUCUCCAGACCCAGCCCUGGAACCGUCAAGUCUUGUGCCGCAGACCCUCCUGACCAGAUCUGCGGCCUGAUCCUGUGGGGCUUAGCACUGCGAAGGGGACAGUUGGUCAUUUUCCAGAGGGUCAGAAGCCUUGUGGAUGUCCCGGUACAAGGAGGGUUGAGAGGCCUGGCAGUGCCAGGCCCACAGCAGGAGGAAGAGGUGGGAUAGGCUGCCCAAAGAAAGGCCAAGGCCAGAAGGAAACCGGGGUGGUAGUGGCAUCAGCCUGCUCUACCUGGUCUGGACUGAGCCCGGGUAGACCAAAGGCCUGGGUGUCAGUUUGACUCUGGUGCCAAGUGUGUUACCUUGGGCCAGUCUCAACCUCCCUAGGCCCUGCCUGCUACAGAGGGCUUCUCCAGCACCCAGAAAGGCUGGCGCUGCUCCCCAACCAUGACCGACAGCCUGGCGCCUGCGGAGGCACCCCAGAAGAGCUGUACUACCUUCAGGAUGGGGAGCCCCCCUGGGGCUGCAGGGGAAGGCCCCGGCGGCGCGGACGACGAGGGCCCUGUGAGGCGCCAAGGGAAGGUCACGGUCAAGUACGACCGUAAGGAGCUACGGAAGCGCCUCAACCUGGAGGAGUGGAUUCUGGAGCAGCUCACUCGCCUCUACGACUGCCAGGAAGAGGAGAUCCCAGAGCUGGAGAUAGAUGUGGAUGAGCUCCUGGACAUGGAGAGUGAUGACGCCCGGGCUGCCAGGGUCAAGGAGCUGCUGGUUGACUGUUACAAACCCACUGAGGCCUUCAUCUCUGGCCUGUUGGACAAAAUCCGGGGCAUGCAGAAGCUGAGCACACCCCAGAAGAAGUAAGGGUCCUCGGCCCAGGCAAACGGUGGCUCCCACAGGACAAUCGCUGCCCCCCAACCUCGUAGCAACAGCAAUACCAGGGAGCCCUGCGGCCAGGCCUGGUGCCGUGAGCAGGGCUCCUCAUGCCCCUGGCCUAGGGGCCUCUUCCCUGCUCCUACAAGUUUUCCAUUUUUGGGGUUUUUUAUUGUUAUUAAACGGAUGGGACUUUUUGUGUUUUUAUAUUGACUGCGGCGCGGGCCCUUUAAUAAAGCUAGGAUAUGCCUUUGGUGCA
Condylura cristata (star-nosed mole) is the source of this 1149-nucleotide messenger RNA. It is a transcript of the gene PPP1R14B, whose product is annotated as protein phosphatase 1, regulatory (inhibitor) subunit 14B. Bases 468 to 881 code for a protein of 137 amino acids. Gene Ontology annotation, biological process: regulation of phosphorylation; innate immune response. The transcript is spliced from 7 exons. Gene Ontology annotation, molecular function: protein serine/threonine phosphatase inhibitor activity. NCBI's taxonomy places the organism in Eukaryota, Metazoa, Chordata, Mammalia, Eulipotyphla, Talpidae. Gene Ontology annotation, cellular component: cytoplasm. The record is from RefSeq and is a predicted model, not a curated record.